AUGGGUUCAUGUGGGCAGAUACCAUCAGAGCAGCAGCCGAACGAGAAGUCGGUGAGCACAGGGCCGGUGUUGACGCUCAGCCCCCCCUCCGAAAGCGAAGAGCCACAAGUUGGCGAUGAGCAUCUCCCCCCUCAAGAUAGUGGGAGAGCAGCUUGGACUAGUCUCAUUGCUGUUUCGGUCAUUGCAAUGGCAACUUGGGGCUUCGGAGCCACUCAGGGCGUAUUUCGAGAGUACUACUUCAAGACGCCGCCUCUGCAAGGGAAUCAAUUGGUCGCUUCCACCGGCCUGUUAGUGGUGGGUCUCUUGCAAACCCUGCCGCCCUUUCUGCUUAAGAUCAUUAGCGCAUACCCCCACUACAGACUCUAUAUGAUGUGGAGUGGUAUGUUGCUUGUGGUGUCGUCCUCAAUCGGCGCUGCCUUCUCGACUUCGGCAGUACAGGUUAUUAUGACCCAAGGGCUCAUGUAUGGGUUCUCGAGUGGCCUGCUCUUCGCCCCUUGCCUAAGCUUUGUAGACGAGUGGUUCCUCAGGCGACGCGGUCUCGCCAACGGUAUAUUUUUCGGGGCUCCCAACAUCGCUGCUGCUGGCCUUUCUCCGGUCUUCUCCGUUCUGCUGAAACGAUUCGGACCUCGCACCACCCUCAUCGGAUGGGCCGUGUUUACGGCAAUCAUAAUCUCUCUCGGCAUUCUAUGCGUCAGCCCUCGACGCACAGGUAAGGCGGAAAUGGAGGCAGCCGCUAGGCAGCCAUCAUCCACCACCAGAGUUUUCACAAAGCCCGUAUUCUGGCUCUUCGUCUUUUCGAUGACGCUUCAGAGCCUAGCAAACAAUCUGCCAGCGAACUAUCUGCCCAGCUACGCUACAGAUUUGGGUGUGUCGCCGGAGCAAGGGGCCCUGUUGGUCACAUUCCUGUCACUGUUCGGAAUCAUUGGCCAAAUCUCUCUUGGCGCUUUGACAGAUGCGAUUGGACCACUCAUACCCAUGCUGCUGAGUACCCUGGUCAGCAGCUUUGCUGUCUUCGUCGUGUGGGGUUUGGGCAGGUACUACUGGAACAUGGUGAUCACUUCGAUUCUAUUUGGUGCAUUCGCCUUCAGCUUUAUGGUUCUACGAAGCCACAUGGCGGCCAUUGUGGUCGAUGAUCCCGAGCGGCCGGCCGAGGAGCUUUUCGUUUCUGGCAUCCUUCUGUUCACUAGAGGCGUCAUAGGUGUUGCGUCAGGUUACAUAGCUGCGGCUGUCUUGCAAAACAGCGAGUAUAUCGGAGUGCAACCGGGAUACGGUGCUGGAAAGUGGCGCUCAUUCAUCAUACUCUUGGGCACUACAAUGACAGCAGCUACCCUCGGAGCUUUUGGCCUGCUAAAGAAACGAAAGACCGCUUGA
Molecule: messenger RNA, 1371 nt
Organism: Colletotrichum orchidophilum
Lineage: Eukaryota; Fungi; Ascomycota; Sordariomycetes; Glomerellales; Glomerellaceae
Product: Mch2p
Exons: 6
Coding region: 1-1371 (456 amino acids)
Biological process (GO): transmembrane transport
Cellular component (GO): fungal-type vacuole membrane
Molecular function (GO): transmembrane transporter activity
Source: RefSeq, a predicted model, not a curated record